Molecule: messenger RNA, 870 nt
Organism: Oikopleura dioica
Lineage: Eukaryota; Metazoa; Chordata; Appendicularia; Copelata; Oikopleuridae
Source: the annotation of a GenBank genome assembly
AUGGUGAAGUUUUUUGCGUUGGCGCUCACAGCACUUCAGCUCAACCUGAGAAUGGCUCGAGGAUCUGAGCUUGAUAUUGAAGAAGAAUUUGCGAUUGCUGGAAUUCAGCUGCCUCCAACAAAUGGACUAGCCGGACGACGAUUUCAACCAUCUGCGGAGCUAAUGAAUAACACUGGCCCCGGGAUUCAAGAAAAACUCUACGAAAUGAACACGCUUUACACAAAAUACAAAACCAACAGGAACGCAUUUACGACCCAAGAUCAUUCAAAUCUGAGCACUGAAGCGGCCAAGGACUUCAACUUUGAUCGAUUCUGCUUCUACGGCUGCUACUGUCUGCCAGACAAGUCGGUUCAUGAUGACUCUCCCGGACUUGGAAAGCCGGUCGAUGUUAUCGACAACUCUUGCAAAGAACUGAAGCAGUGUUACCAAUGUGCCGGAAAGGACACGAAAGAGGACACUGGCGAGCAUUGCGAUCAGGAAUCUAGCUACAGUAUGCAACUCAUCAACGACGCCAAUGGGCAAAAAGACGUUCUUUGCACGAAUGAGGAGGGUUCUUGCAGAUGGAGAAUUUGCCAGUGCGACAGGAACUUCGCUCACAAGCUCAGAGAUCAGUUCUACAAGGGCUACUACAACGCGCAAUACCGCUACAAUCAGGCAACAGGCGACGGUUUUGACCGAAGCACCUGCCAGGCAAUUCAAGUUCCCGGCGAGAAAAAACAAUGUUGCGGAAGCUACACAGCGAAUCUUGCGUACCAGCAACGGCAACCCAUCUCCAGUAAUACGCACCAAUGCUGUGCCGAUCAGAGGAUCAAGCUUUGUUGCGAAAAUACAAGUUUUUGGUUGGAUUUUUGGGAGAAAACGAUUUUCUAG